Notolabrus celidotus (New Zealand spotty) is the source of this 372-nucleotide messenger RNA. Its product is annotated as 2-oxoglutarate dehydrogenase, mitochondrial-like. Gene Ontology annotation, cellular component: mitochondrion; oxoglutarate dehydrogenase complex. The transcript has 4 exons. The record is from RefSeq and is a predicted model, not a curated record. Gene Ontology annotation, molecular function: thiamine pyrophosphate binding; oxoglutarate dehydrogenase (succinyl-transferring) activity. Lineage: Eukaryota; Metazoa; Chordata; Actinopteri; Labriformes; Labridae. Gene Ontology annotation, biological process: tricarboxylic acid cycle. The coding region runs from base 1 to 372 and encodes 123 amino acids.
AUGAGUGACACGGUUAAAGGGAGGGAGUGUGAGUCCUGGGAUGUAUUUUUCCGUAACGCAAACGCCGGAGCUCCUCCAGGUUCUGCCUAUCAGAGCCCGCCCCUCUUCGGUGGGACCUCUCAGGCUCUGGUGGGAGCUCAGCCCAACGUGGAGAAGCUGGUGGAGGAUCAUCUAGCUGUGCAGUUGCUCAUACGAGCAUAUCAGGUACGAGGUCAUCACAUCGCCAAGUUGGACCCUCUGGACAUCAGCUGUGUUGACUUCGACGACACCCCGUGUGCCGUCGGUUUCCAGAACGUUGGCGCCUACGGGCUGACAGAGUCCGACCUGGACAAAGUCUUCCGUCUUCCCACCACGAUUCGUCGGCGGCGAUGA